UCUUUAACAGAUUUUUCGUUAAAAGAUUGGCCAAAUUUAACGUAGUAGCAGACGUGGUUACAACUUCACCAUUUGGUUUCUGCAGCUGUUUCUGCGUUGCCAUUGAAUUCGCAGGGCAUGGAAUGGAAUUUGGAGGGAGAUAAUUGAAUACAAAGACUCAGUCUACUGUCCCAUUCAUUUCUUUUUCAGGCCCCUAAUUUUGACCCCUAAAAUCAUUUUUUAUCGUUCUAGAUUCUGAGGCGACCCUCUUCUUUCGCUGAUCCUGAUAUAUCUCCUCUAUCCAUCUCCUACCUUAUAUGAUAUUGAUACUCUCUGUUUUUAAGCGCUCCAUUUUCUUGUGUGUUUUCAGUUAAAAGAUUUGGUUUAUUGUCUUCCAAGAUGGCCUGAUUUUCGUUGAAGUGAGAUUUUUUUGGGGUCUGCCUUUUGAGUUUCUGCUUGAAAUGUUGGAUUUCUUGGAAUAAUGCACCUUGAAUGGGUUGCUUAUGAAUUUCCUGUGUAGUUCUAAGCUCUACUGUUCUCUGGUUUUCCAUUCUCAAUUUCAAAAUUUGAUCUCUAUACAUUCUUAAUGUUGGGUGCUUGGAAAUUGUUUUUCGAACUGAAAUAAUUGUUCCUUUGUGGUGGAGUAAUUAUAUCAUUCCCAUACUUUUUGUUGCAAUUUUGAACUGUUCCAAUUGGUGCUGGUAAGCAUUCUUGGAAAUAAGAUAAUUGUUUAAAUUAGAGGGAAUAUUUCUUGUUGAAAGAAGUGGGAUUUUAUCAGUUGAAGCAUUGUGAAAUUAUAGGAUGAAAAGUGGGAGAGAUGAAGGAAAAUCAAUGGAUCCUCUAUUCCCUAGGCUUCAUAUUAGUGAUGCAUAUAAAGGAGGGCCAAGGGCACCUCCAAGGAACAAGAUGGCUCUCUAUGAACAGUUUAGUGUAUCCUCUCAAAGUCCGAGGUUCACCUCUGGAUCAAUGACAAUGCUGCCUCUUCCUACUGGUAGUGGUGGUAGUAGCUUCUUUCCAAAAGCAUCCUCGGGCCAAGUUGGUGGUUUCCAGAAGACGGUAGUUCCUACAUUCUGUAGCUUGCCAGGAUCUUCUCUCUCUAUGGAAAGAUAUCCUUCUUAUCAGCCUGUAGGAGUAAAUUUGAAUAUGGCAUUAACGAAUACUGAACCGCAAAAAUUGGUGCCAAAGAAUAAUCAAAGUUCAAAUGCUUCGGGGAGUUCAAUGCUGACAGCCGCGCGUAACUUGUCUUUGCCACGCGGUUUCUCCGGUAAUGAGAACUGUUGCAUGAAGAAGCCUGGAGAUGAAAAUGAUAUUAGAGUACCGCCUUUUAUGCAAUCGGAGAUAACUCUUGACUAUGGUAACCUUCAGUCGCAUUUGGAUAAAGAAAAAGUCACUGCCUUCAACUCAAUCUCUUUAGGGAAACUCCAAGCUUCUAGCUUAAAACUGCCACAGGAGGCAGGCAGUGCAGAUGGGAGAUCAAGGGAACAUCAGAGGAAUCAAACUGAGAAAGACGAUAAACUAUUGUAUACCAUUGAGCACAAUUCUGAGAAGCCUAUUCAUAUUUUGUCAAUGGGAGAGAAGAGUUUGGCUGAUGCAGCUUCAAGUCCUCGAGCCGGAGAUAAAGUCUUCGAGCCCGGUUACAGGUCACUCAAAUCUAUAAAUCAGGACAAGAAAAUCGGUUCGGUGAAUGAGGUAAUCAGAUCCCACGAGCCUUGUGCACAGACAUAUCAAGUGUGUAAAGUUGUCCAAGAAGGCAAGGCUACUAAAGAUGAUAUACACAGUGUGACCGAAAUGACCACGAGAAAGAGAAGUGCUUCUGCAAUGGAUGAUUCAUCACAUUCCACUCCACUACUUGAAGAUAGUAAUAUAAGGCUGAUUAAUCUUGAAUCUGUUAACGAGUGUUCCAAAAAUAAGGAUAUUAGGUCCUCAAAGGUAGGAAAUGUUGACAGAAAGCUGGGUAUUUCCGUGACAUCAGAGGCUGGCCCUUUACCAGCUCUCAAUUUAGCUCCUGAUGAUGUAGUUGAAGCUAUAGGUCUAGAAUUAUUCUGGAAAGCAAGAAGAACGAUUGCAGAUCAGCAAAGAAUUUUUUCUGUGCAAAUAUUCGAGUUACAUAGACUGAUACAGGUUCAGAGAUCUAUAGCUGGAUCACCCGAAGUGUUGUACAAAAACAUCUAUUUGGGCAAACCACCUAUCAAAUUUCCUUCUAUGAAUAAGCUACUGCCCAAGAAUGUCCCAGAACCACCCCCAACAUUUGCUAAACCAAAAAUCAAUCCUCAAAAGUUGAAUCCCUCCAACUAUCACGGAGCAGAGGCUGUAUGUGGGACCAACAAAGGUAAUCUUGCUCAGAAGUCAAUGCAUAAGCGUACGCCAACAUCGUUAUUAACAGACAUCGACGCUAAAUUGGCACCUUGGUGUUUCCAUCCUCCGUCAGGAUAUCAGUGGUUAGUUCCUGUACGAUCUCCUACACAGGGACUUAUUUACAGGCCAUAUAUGGGGCUAUGUCCUCCAACUGUUGGUUACAUGGCACCAGUUUAUGGAAAUUGUGGGCCUCUUAGCUUAAGUGCAGUGGGUGGAACGGCUUAUGGUGUCCCGGCUCCUAAUCAACAAGGUCUCAGAUUUUUUUCUGGCCCGAUACUCGCUCAGAAUUACUUUCAACAAUGUGAUAUGCCAAUCAUAGCUGCAAAUGGCUCAAAUCUUGAAGUCGAGCAGAUGCCCCAGUUUUUAGUAGAUCAGUCAACUGGACCAAAUAAGCACUCAUCGGAACGUGACCUCAACUUUUCCUUACCAUGUCAAAGCUUGUGUAACGUAUCCAGCCAACAGAGUAGAAUAGUUUCUGAUUCUGGCGGAAAUUUGCAUGCUUCUAAAGAAAGCGAUUUGCAAGGAAGCACUGCAAGUAGUCCUGAGUGGUCACAAGGAGAAGGACUCUCUUUUUUCCCUAUGACUCCGAUCCUCAAGAUUUCAAAAGCCCAAUGUAACGAGCAGCAGACACAAGUGAUUAAGGUUGUGCCUCAUAAGCCUAAGUUGGCUUCUGAAUCUGCAGCCCGAAUUUUCCAGUCUAUACAAGAAGAAAGAAAGAAACAUCAGGAGCUUUAUCCCUUUUCGGCAGAGGAAUCCCCGCCGAGUAAAACCGGUUUGUAACUGUCGUUUCCCAUUCUUGAGUACAUGAUUUGAUAUGUGAUUUUGUAGUUCUUUCUCCCAAUUGUUAAUUUACUGUAAAUAUAUACACACGACAGGAUCAAGGGAUCAGUUGUCAAUAUAUCGCUUUCAUUUCUAUUUAUGUAUAGGUUUGAUGACAGCAGAUGGUAGUAACAUGAAUUGUCAAGUUGUGCA
Molecule: messenger RNA, 3306 nt
Organism: Olea europaea var. sylvestris
Lineage: Eukaryota; Viridiplantae; Streptophyta; Magnoliopsida; Lamiales; Oleaceae
Product: protein HEADING DATE 3B-like
Exons: 4
Coding region: 781-3114 (777 amino acids)
Biological process (GO): regulation of photoperiodism, flowering
Source: RefSeq, a predicted model, not a curated record